Molecule: messenger RNA, 1910 nt
Organism: Mya arenaria
Lineage: Eukaryota; Metazoa; Mollusca; Bivalvia; Myida; Myidae
Exons: 3
Coding region: 7-1572 (521 amino acids)
Source: RefSeq, a predicted model, not a curated record
GUGAAAAUGGAAAGUAAAGAUUCAAAACUAAUAAAGAAAACGGGCAGGAAAACCCCUAAGUACUGUUGUAUUUGUAAAGGAAUUUACAGAGGAAAGGUUAUUGAUGGGAGAAAAGUGUCAUUGCACCGUUUUCCUCAGAACAAACGUUUAAAACGUGUGUGGGUGCAGCGAUGUAAAACGGUCAUGAGAUCGUUCCAGUGGAAUGAACACAGACGAUUGUGUUGUGAGCAUUUUGUUGGCUUCAGAGGACCUUCAUUCCAGCAUACACUUCCAUCUAUGUUUCCAACUGAGACUGGUGCUACCAAAACCUUCCAGCCAACGCUCCUUGAUGAAGACGUAGGUGAUGAUGAUGAUGGUGAUAUGGUCAAUGACGAUUUAGACCUAGAACUGUCAAAUGAUGAUAGCAUACAGCCACAACUGUCAUUUGUAUCCCCUUCCGGACAUGCCAUUGAUACCUCUGUCCACCUGCAUGAUUACUGCAUGGGACCAGUACUACAGCCACAGAAUCAGUCCUUUAGAUGUUGUGACACACAGACUGAGAACAACUGUGCAGUGAUGGAAGUACAAACUGAAGAAAGUUUCCUGGGAAAAACAGCAGACUUCAGUUCACAAACAGAACAUUCUACUAGAGACUUUGGUGUACAAUGUCAGCUACCUAUGCUCACAUAUGAUGACGUAAAAUACAAUGACGAUUUGGUCAGUUUUUACACCGGAAUCCCUAAUCGAGUUGUGUUUGAAGCUUUGUUUGAUGAAAUCAAGGAUGAAGCUGAAGUGCGGACAUCAAGGCGGAAACUUAACUAUAAAGAUUCAGAUGGAGGACGGCCAAGAACUCUAAGUGUUCUGGAUGAAUUUUUCAUGGUGCUGAUGCGCCUACGUCUAGGUCUGUUAUUUGAAGAUCUAGGUACUAGGUUUUGCAUAUCCACUUCACAAUGUAGUGACAUUGUUGAAAGAUGGAUCAACUAUUUACAUGUACAAUUAUCCUUUCUUGUUCAAUGGCCAUCUCGUGAGGUAGUGAAAAAUAACAUGCCUGAACAAUUUAAAGAGAAAUAUUCUAACACUAGAAUUAUUAUCGACUGCACUGAAAUUUACAGUGAAACAUCCAGUUCUCUUUCUUUGAAAAGUUUAAUGUACAGUGAUUACAAGUCUCACAUGACUCAUAAGAUUUUGGUGGGUAUAAGCCCAAAUGGUGUUGUAACUUUUGUUUCUGACUGUUGGGUGGGCUGUACCAGUGACAAGAAACUCACAGAAAAAUGUGGACUCUUGGACUUGCUUGAAGAAGGAGACGCCAUAAUGGUUGAUAAGGGUUUCACUAUUACAGACCUUACUACUCCAAGAGGCAUUCAUCUCAUUAUUCCACCAUUUAAACAGAAAGGAAAACAAUUCUCUAAACGUGAGGUUCUCCUUACAAAAGAUAUUGCAAGUUUACGAAUACAUGUUGAAAGGCAAAUGGAGAGAAUCAAGAACUUUCGAAUAUUGCAUGGCAAUAUUCCUAUAACACAGUCAAGGAGAAUUUCUAAAGUGUUCAAAAUAUGCACAUAUUUGACAAAUCUAUGGCCACCACUUGUUCAAUAAUAACUAAUGUGUCAAUGAAAGCGUUUGUAUAUAUCAAGCAUUAGAUUUAGGGAUAAAAACUUGUAUACUUCUAACUAGAACAAUGAAAUUGUAAUUUUGUUUUAAAAUCAAUUUUUCGAGCAAGUUAUAUGAUAACAUAUGAGAUUACACAUUUGAUUCAGGUUUGACAAAAAUGGAUAAGGAAAUAUGCUCAUGUGAAUGGAUUUCAAGAUUUGAUUUGAAACAUGUAUGCAUUAACUGAUCAAUUUAUUGAUAUAAUUUUUUGUUUGUGAAACAUCUGCUUUGUAUUUUGUGGUUUUAUUAUUUGUAACAUUUCUAAGAAUAAAAGUCAAAGAUCA